Messenger RNA from Brienomyrus brachyistius, 4396 nucleotides. Its product is annotated as NACHT, LRR and PYD domains-containing protein 12-like. Bases 185 to 3454 code for a protein of 1089 amino acids. The record is from RefSeq and is a predicted model, not a curated record. Gene Ontology annotation, molecular function: protein binding. Lineage: Eukaryota; Metazoa; Chordata; Actinopteri; Osteoglossiformes; Mormyridae. The transcript is spliced from 14 exons.
GGGCAGGUAUUCUCCACACCCCCCACCACAGGACGAAGCUGAUAAUUCCUUUUCUAUAAAUGAAAGUGAAAGGGAUUUAAAGCCAGUUUCACCAAGAAACACGAAUAAGAUUCUGGAAUAAUACAAAGGCAUUUGCAUUGCAAGAGACCUCGGCAAGAAUCAUCUGCUCUGGAUCAGCAACAAAAUGGAGGAACCUGCUUCGGAAAUGAGCCCCUCUGUGGAGCGUAAAACAAAGGGGACUGAGAGUGUCCUGAUGAAGAGAGCAGACUCCCCUGUACCCAGCUGUGUUUCCAUGAAGAGUGACUGGUCAAUGGAGCCCCCAAUUGCCUUCAGAGAGGGACCUUUUCCUACUGAUCAAAGAGACCAAAUGGAUGAAUGCAGAUCAGAUCUACAGGAUAAACCGGGUUUAUCAUCCAUAUUGAAGUCACUAGAGGAAAGUGCUGUGAGGUUCCUGAAGGAUGAGCUGAAGAAGAUCAUGAGAUACCUAGAUCAGAAUUACCCAGAAUUCUCUGAGCCUCAGCUGGAGGAGGACAAUGACCUGGAUAGUGAUGGUCAGAUGCAGAAGACCUGUGGUAGAGAGGGAGCUCUGAAGAUCACACUGUACAUCCUGAGGACCAUGGAGCAAAAUGAUCUCGCUGUCAGGCUGGAGAAGAGGCAUCUUUUGUCACAAUGUCAGCGCAGAAUAAAACUCAACUUGACGAAGAAAUUUGAGUGUGUAUUUGAAGGGAAAGCUAAGGAAGGACAGCCAACACUUCUCAGUGAGCUUUACACAGAACUCUACAUAACUGAAGGUGGGACUGGAGCAGUCAAUGAUGAACAUGAAGUGAGACAGAUUGAAACAGCAUCCAAGAAAAGGCGAACAGAAGAUACUACAGUCAAGUGCAAUGAUAUAUUUAAACCCUUAUGUGGGCGUGAGACACCUGUCAGAACUGUACUCACUAAAGGGGUGGCAGGUAUCGGGAAAACAGUCUCUGUGCAGAAAUUUAUUCUCGACUGGGCAGAAGGAAAAGCAAACCAGGAUGUUCACUUCAUAUUUGCUCUUCCUUUCCGGGACCUGAAUUUGAUUAAGGGUGAAUACAGUCUGAUUGAACUGCUUCACCGCUUUGUCCCAGAACUGAAAUCAUUUCAAUCCACUGAGCUGUUUAGGUACAAAGUCUUGUUCAUCUUUGAUGGUCUGGAUGAGUGUCGCCUUCCUCUGGAUUUUCAGAACAAUGAGAGCUGGUUUGAUGUAACAGAGAAAACGUCCCUGGAUGUGCUAUUGACUAACCUCAUUAAGGGGAAUCUGCUCCCAUCCGCUCUCCUCUGGAUAACCUCCCGGCCAGCAGCAGCCAAUCAGAUACCUCCUGAGUGUGUCCACCAGGUGACAGAGAUACGAGGUUUCAGCGAUGCCCAGAAGGAGGAGUAUUUCAGGAGGAGAUUUAGUGAUCAGAUCCUGGCCAGCAGGAUUAUCACACAUGUGAAAUCAUCAAGGAGCCUCUUCAUCAUGUGCCACAUACCUGUGUUCUGCUGGAUUUCAGCCACUGUGCUUAAGAGGUUUUUUAGUGAGACUGACAGGGGAGAAAUUCCAAGGACUCUGACUGAAAUGUACACACACUUCCUGAUCUUUCAGACAAGUUUAAAAAAUGACAAGUAUAUGAAAGACCAUGAAACUAAGCUUAAGGAAUACAGCAAGCAAUUCCUUUUGAAACUUGGUAAACUUGCUUUUGACAACCUGGAGAAAGGAAAUCUCAUAUUUUAUGUGCAAGAUCUGACAGAGAAUGGCAUUGAUGUCGCUGAAACUUCAGUUUACUCUGGAGUGUGCACAGAAAUCUUUAAAGAGGAGUAUGGGUUGUACCAGGAGAAGGUGUACUGCUUUGUGCAUCUGAGCAUCCAGGAGUAUCUCGCUGCUUUAUAUGUGUUUCUGUCAAACUCAUCAGCUGACCUGCUGAAUACUGCUGUGGAUCAGGCAUUAAAGAGCAAGAAUGGACACUUGGACCUCUACCUCCGCUUCCUUCUGGGCCUCUCAACAAACUCCAGUAAGACUCUGUUACAAAGGCUACUGGGGCCGACAAAAACCAGCUCACGUAACAUUAAGAAAGUAACAAAAUACAUUAAGAAGAAAAUAAAGAAUAAUUUAUUUCCUGAAAGGACCAUAAACCUGUUCCAGUGUCUGAAUGAACUGGGUGACAAUUCUCUAGUAGAGGAAGUACAAAGAUACCUGAAUUCAGGAAACAUUUCAGCAGAUGGCCUCUCACCUGCACAGUACUCAGCUCUGGCCUUUGUGAUGCUGAUGUCAGAUGAGGAGCUGGAUGUGUUUGACCUGAAGAAAUACAUCAGAUCGGAUAAACAGCACUGCAGGCUGCUGCCUUUGGUCAAGAACUCCAGGACGGCUCUGCUGAACAGCUGUGAUCUCAUAGAUAAACACUGUGAAGUGCUGUCUUCAGCUCUAAGAUCAAACUCUUCCCCCCUGAGAGAGCUGGACCUGAGUUACAAUAACCUGAAGGAUUCAGGAGUGAAGCUGCUCUCUACUGCACUGGGGGAUUUACACUGUAAACUGGAGAUAUUGAGGCUGUCAGGCUGUAGAGUCACAGAAGAAGGCUGUUCUUCCCUGGCUUCAGCUCUAAGGUUAAACCCCUCACACCUGAGAGAGCUGGAUCUGAGCUACAAUCACCCAGGAGACUCAGGAGUGAAGCUGCUCUCUGCUCUACUGGAGGAUCUUAGCUGUAAACUGGAGAAGCUGCAGGUGGGCUGGUGUGAACUCACAGAGAAAUGCUGUGAGGCACUGGCUUCAGCUCUCAGAUCAAACUCCUCACCCCUGAGAGAGCUGGACCUGAGUGACAAUGACCUGCAAGACUCAGGAGUGAAGCUCCUCUCUGCUGGACUGGGGGACUUACACUGUAAACUGGAGAUACUGAGACUGUCAGGCUGUAGAGUCACAGAAGAAGGCUGUUCUUCCCUGGCUUCAGCUCUGAGGUCAAACCCCUCACACCUGAGAGAGCUGGACCUGAGCUACAAUCACCCAGGAGACUCAGGAGUGAAGCUGCUCUCUGCUGUACUGGAGGAUCCCAGCUAUAAACUGGAGAAGCUGAAGCUGUCAGGCUGUAGAGUCACAGAAGAAGGCUGUUCUUCCCUGGCUUCAGCUCUGAGGUCAAACCCCUCACACCUGAGAGAGCUGGACCUGAGCUACAAUCACCCAGGAGACUCAGGAGUGAAGCUGCUCUCUGCUGUACUGGAGGAUCCCAGCUGUAAACUGGAGAAGCUGAAGGUGGGCCGGUGUGAACUCACAGAGAAAUGCUGUGAGGCACUGGCUUCAGCUCUCAGAUCAAACUCCUCACCCCUGAGAGAGCUGGACCUGAGUGACAAUGACCUGCAGGACUCAGGAGUGAAGCUGCUCUCUGCUGGACUGGGGGACUUACACUGCAACCUGGAGAUACUGAGGUAUGACUGGGUAUUCCACACUGUAAACUGGGGGUAGUGAGGUGAGUAUUACUGGGUAUUUCACACUGUACGCUGGAAAUACUACGGUAGAAAAUAACUAAUGAUUUCAAAAUAAAGCAGGAGUAUCUAAGUCUAGGGGUUGACUUAAAAAAUAACAUUAGAUUCGCUACAGUAAGUGGAAUGUCGAAAGUAAGACUGCAUUGGAGGUUAAGGAUGACAUUAAAAGUUUCUUCCAAUAUUUUAACUCCAAAAGAGCUCUAAAAGCUGAAAUCACUCAUCUGCAGGAUAGUAAGGGCCUUAUAAUUGAAAAUGAAAAUUGAUAUAGUAAAUGAGUUUAAUGAUUAUUUUACACGGGUGUUCACAGUAGAGGACAUGAUUAACUUACCACCAUUUAGUACAAAUACAGUGUCCUAUAUAAACAAUAUACAGUCCCUCCACAAUUAUUGGCCCCCUUGUAAAGAUUUGUAAAAAGGGUUAGACAAAAAUCCACCUUUUGGCGAAGCAGCUUCAUCUCACACUGAAAAAAAAUGAGAAAAAUCCAACCUUUCAUUGAAAUAAAUUUAUUCAAAGAAAAACAAAUCCUUCAUCAAGAAAUAAUUAUUAUCAACAAAAACACACGAUUAUUGGCAGCCCUGCUUUUAAUACUCUGUACAGCCUCCCUUUGCCAGUAUAACAGCACUGAGUCUCCUAUGACAUUUUAUAAGGUUGGAGAAUACAGGGCAGGGCAUCUGAGACCAUUCCUCUUUACAGAAUCUCCCCAGAUCACCCAGGGUCCUCGGCCCUCUCUUGUGCACUCUCCUCUUCAGCUCAGCCCACAGGUUUUCAGUGGGGUCAGGGGACUGAGAUGGCCAUGGCAGAAGCUUGAUUCUGUGGUCAGCUGACCAUUUUAAUGUUUAUUUGGACAUGUGCUUAGGAUCACCGUCCUGCUGGAAGAUCCAAUGAAGCCCCAAUUUUUGUUUCCUGGCAGCAGCAGCCAAAU